This is a messenger RNA of Lucilia cuprina (Australian sheep blowfly), 1072 nucleotides long. RefSeq names its product protein TsetseEP-like. Bases 71 to 931 code for a protein of 286 amino acids. The transcript has 3 exons. Lineage: Eukaryota; Metazoa; Arthropoda; Insecta; Diptera; Calliphoridae. The record is from RefSeq and is a predicted model, not a curated record.
UCAUUAUUGUUUGACAAUUAGAAAAGUGCAUUACGACAAAUAUCGGACUAGAGAGUAAAAAGUAUUCAAAAUGAAAAUAUUUGUGGCGCUAACUGUAGUGGGUCUAUUGAGUUUUACCUCAGCUUCCAUCUCACCCGAACAGGCCAAGGCCGAUGUUGUCUCUCAUGUAGAACCUCAAAUCUAUAGUCUCUUAUCCAUACCCGGUGUGGCGAGAGCUGGUGGUGGUGUCAAAUGUUAUGACAAAUAUUUACCUCUCAUAACAGCUGCCACUGAAAAUUCAAAAACUGAUACUGAAGCCUGUAUUUCACGGGCAGCUUCACGACGUGAAGAUGAAUUGAAUAAAGUGAAAUCGGAGCGUGAAAAUCUUGAUAGUCAAGUGCAAAAUGUGGAAGAAACUUUGAGUCUUUGUUUAAAGAAAACUGAUGAUUUGGAUUACCUUAAAUGUUUGAAGGAGAAUUCUUUAAAUUUACAAACCACUAUUGGUGAAGUGGGUAAAACUUCAUCAAGUUUGUCCGAUAAUUUGUCAUCAUCCUAUAAAAAUAUAGACUCUACCGAAGAUACUUGUAUUAAAGCAGUUAUUGCCAAGUCUAAAUCUGUUAGCGAUGAACUUUUGGCUGCUUUACAAAAUUGCUUAAUGAAUGGUUUGGAUGAUGGUGGUUCAGAUGGAGGUUCGGAUGGUGGAUCGGAUGGUGGAUCGGAUGGUGGUUCAGAUGGUGGAUCGGAUGGUGGUUCUGAUGGUGGUUCAGAUGGAGGUUUAGAUGGUGGUUCAGAUGGAGGUUCAGAUAGUGGUUCAGAUGGUGGUUCAGACGGUAAUUCUGACGGAGGUUCUAAUGGUGACUCCAAUGGAGGUUCAGAUGGCAAUUCAGACGCUGGCUCUGAUUCCGGUGUUGAACCCAACCCAAAUAAUGAGCCUGAAGAAGAUCUUCAGUAAAACUAUUAAAUUCAGUUUAUAUUUCAAACACUAUUUUAAUUAAAUCUUAAACUUUAAAAUGGAUAUUCUGAAUAUCCUAUAUUGAACCAUGUCUCAAAAUCGAGGAACUAUAAGUUUUUUAAUAAAUUUUUUCUUUUGAAA